Fusarium redolens is the source of this 1357-nucleotide messenger RNA. RefSeq lists its product as uncharacterized. The coding region runs from base 127 to 1206 and encodes 359 amino acids. NCBI's taxonomy places the organism in Eukaryota, Fungi, Ascomycota, Sordariomycetes, Hypocreales, Nectriaceae. The transcript has a single exon. The record is from RefSeq and is a predicted model, not a curated record.
CAACACGGCAGGGUUCUAAGAUAUAGAGGGGCUGGGCAGCUGAUUGUAUAAUAAGAUCUAGCUCUCUCUGGCCACUUGAGUAGCAUCUGACUUUUAAUUUCUCACCAACGUUUUCGAUUAGCUACAAUGGCCGUCUAUAGAGGGAAGCAAGGCUAUCUAGGCUAUCUUCUCACAGCUGCAAUCAUUCUUUGUUACUGCAUCACACCCACAGUCGCAACAGCGCGCUCUUACACUCAGUAUGAGCAUUUCUUCCCGGCCUGGGAGCACCUCAUCCAGGAUCAGCUUAGGAAUAACUGCACCAAGCAGCUGAAUAACUACAGGAACCGUUCCAACACAGAUCAAGGAUCAGGCUAUAACGUCAUAGGCUGCGUCCUAGAAACCAUGCCCGAGUAUCGCAAGGCUGAACUUGCCUCAGCUGCUGUCAUCCUCGGUCUCGCGCCUACAGUUCUUCAAUUAAUGAGUGCCUCGUAUCUCGACACUGCGGUGCUGGCGUAUCGUCGUCCUGGGCUUGCCUUUCUGCUUUCAAUGUCCAGUUCCGGAGUGCGUCCUCUUACAGCAACAGAGUACGACGACUUCAUCGCCACAAUGGGUGCCGAUCCCUUUCAUACCAAUUUUGGCAAAUCACAAUCAGUCUGGGCACCCACUAUUGUCUCCAUACUAGAGUAUACUAUUGCUAGUGGAGUCGUUGCCAAUAAUGCCUACCUCGCAUAUCAGCUUAGCGUAUGGGCAGUCUGUACAUUUUCCCCCCAACAGGACUUUCUUCCUGCUAUGUGGACCGUUGCAGCUCUGGUCAUACAUCUAGUUGGAUACUUGGCUGCCAGAUUAAGAAUCUCUGUGGAAGGAAGAGGAGGAAGCGGAGAAGAUAACAAUCGAGGUACACGGUGGCAUAGACUCUGGGCUGAGCUCACACCUACUCCCUGGCAGACUAGGCUCGAGGUCAAGAAAAACGACAGGCACAAUGGCUGGUUUCUGGUGCUGGUAUCUGCUCUUUAUAUUGGGGAUGCGCUGCAGGCAUUCUUCGGGACUCUCAUUCUUUCAAGUUUAGUCUUUAUAAGUGUGAGGGAUUCGGCUAUUAUAGUGAUUCGGUUGAUGGCGAGUGCUCUUUUUGCCAGAGGGAUCCUGAUUUAUGAGUUAGCUGGGUUUAGGACAGAGAAGGAGGGACGUGGUCUAUCUGAAAAGCCCCACUACUCGGCCGUAGAAACAUAAUAAGUUAUUCGGAUAGCGAGAUCGCUUUAGCAGAAUGGGCAUCAACACUUGUAGCCAAACCAAUGACUGUGUUCAUUGUUGGAUGGAGGCGGAUAAUGAUAAUCCACGAUAAAGGAAUAGAAUAGAAAGCAAUGCAUCUUUGAGAAAGGAG